Pygocentrus nattereri (red-bellied piranha) is the source of this 558-nucleotide messenger RNA. RefSeq names its product acylphosphatase-2-like. Gene Ontology annotation, molecular function: acylphosphatase activity. Bases 75 to 389 code for a protein of 104 amino acids. The record is from RefSeq and is a predicted model, not a curated record. NCBI's taxonomy places the organism in Eukaryota, Metazoa, Chordata, Actinopteri, Characiformes, Serrasalmidae. The transcript is spliced from 4 exons.
AACUCCAGAAGUAACCUGACCCAGUCACCGAAAGACCCCCAAAGCUUUAGCCGCACAGCUUGGCACUGCUGAUCAUGUCCGGGGACACUGGCUCAAGUGGCAGCAACCUGUGCUCUGUGGAUUUCGAGAUAUAUGGACAUGUUCAGGGGGUCUGUUUUCGUAUGUACACAGAGAGAGAAGGACUCACCCUUGGUUUGGUUGGUUGGGUGAAGAACACCAACAGGGGGACAGUGGUGGGGCAGGUGCAGGGACCCCGUCAGCAGGUCCAUGAGAUGAAGGUGUGGCUGAGCAAGGAGGGAAGCCCCAGCAGCCGCAUCACCCGAGCCGUUUUCAAAAAUGAGAGGGACAUCUCCAAGCUGGAGCUCUCUGGCUUCUCCACCCGAUUCUGAUCCACGAGAGAACCACGCGAAUGCUGCUGCCUCGUCACCGCAACCGCCGUCUUCCACAGAGUAAACUUGUUAUUGCCAGUCCCACCACAAUCUACCGUUUCUGUAACUACAGCAUUUCUGUACUUUAGGGUGCCCAGAAUGAAUACAUGACAAUUAUUUUGUGUUUUCA